This is a messenger RNA of Diaporthe batatas, 1146 nucleotides long. RefSeq lists its product as uncharacterized. The transcript has 3 exons. Lineage: Eukaryota; Fungi; Ascomycota; Sordariomycetes; Diaporthales; Diaporthaceae. The coding region runs from base 1 to 1146 and encodes 381 amino acids. The record is from RefSeq and is a predicted model, not a curated record.
AUGGCGGCGCCAGGGGAAGAGCUGUGGUCCCAGCUUCCCCUUGUCUCCGAUGUCAUGAAGCAUCCUGCCUUUCCCACGGCGACCUGGCACCUGGAACCCACGCGCGCCGGGCUGCUGUCAGUGGCAGAAGGCCGCGGUGGUCCUUUGAAAGUAUCAUGGGCGAUCCAUGGCCAUGGGGCCGUCAAGCUAGUUUUCUUGAUGGGCCUGGGCUCAUUCCAGUCGGCCUGGCAGCGACAGACCCUGUACUUCGGUCACGAACACGGCGACAAGUACUCUGUGCUUACAAUCGACAAUCGCGGCAUGGGCGGCUCUGAUAAACCUCUAAUGCGCUAUUCAACCAGCGAGAUGGCAAAGGAUGCUAUUGAAGUCCUGGAGCAUAACGGCUGGCUCCCACCCGGCGUGCUCUCCCCUCAGUCACGGCACACCCAGCCUCCGCCGGAGCGGACACUACAUGUGCUGGGAAUCUCCAUGGGUGGCAUGAUCGCACAAGAGGUUGCAUGCCUUGUGCCCGAGCAUAUCAGAACGCUGAAUCUGCUGUGUACUGCUGCGGCGAUCGAAAACACCACCACUUUCUGGGAGAACAUGGUACAGCGCGCGCAAAUGUUGGUUCCGAAGAGUCUGGAAGCCAGUGUCAGGAGUAGCGCAGCAAAUAUGUUUCCACUACCCUACCUAAUGGGGACGGACGACAUUCACUUGCCCGAUCCCAGCGUAACGCCAAAGGUUCUGCCUCCCGGCGGCAAAGGUGGCCAAGGCGAGUAUUUGCAUUUUACCACCAAUUACGAGAGGUUCGUGGCAGGGGAGAUGCACAAGCGCCUUGACACCGAGGGUUUCACUACAAAGGGGUUCCUCCUCCAGCUCAUUGCCGCAGGUUGGCACCAUAAGAGCAGGGAACAGCUCAGGCAGAUGGCCGACAAGGUUGGGCGUGGCCGAAUUCUAGUCCUUCACGGAGAGGCCGACAGGAUGAUCUCCAUCCCCCACGGGAGAAAGCUGCUAGAAUUUCUCGGGGGAGAAGCGGGACCCGGGCUGAUGGGUGUCUUCGUUCCACACAUGGGGCAUGUACCCCCUUUGCAGCGCACCGACUGGUUCCAUGAGCUCAUUGAAGAGAGGAUACGGAAGGGCGAGGGGCUAGAUCGGCCAGGCGAAUAG